AUGUCCGGGUCCCAGGUUUCGACAACUGGAAAGGAGUGGCGGUCAGCGCAGCCCUGUCAUGGAAGGACUAACGUAACGUGCUACAGAUGUCAGGAGCCGGGACACAUAGCCACUAAUUGUCAAAAAAAAGUGCAGAACGCUGGAUUGGGAGUCAGGACAGAAAAAAGAGUGGAGCUAUGCGCUAUAGUGGAGCCUCAAUCGAGUAUGCUGGUCAAUGGAAUUCCAGCAUCGUUUGUAGGGGUAUCUCUCUCUACUGAGUUUCCAAUUUUCUGCUCAAAUAGACCCCUUCAGCAGAAGACAGUGGACGGCGGAGUGCCCCUGCAGACGGCUCUGAUGAUGUUCCACGAAUGGCUGCGCAAGGAGCUGCGGGCCCGCAACCUGACGCUGCCCAAGAUGAACAAGUCCAAUGUGCUGGGGAAUUGCGCCUUCGUCACCUGGACGGACUGGGACUUUGGCAUAUGCCUGGCCAAGAAGUGUACUCGCAAGCGGAUGUGCAAGGCCGCCUACUUCAAUCAGUGGAUCGAUGUGAGAGCCAUCUACCGAUCCUGGUACAAGUACCGUCCUUGCAACUUCAGCGACGCCCUCUCCCAUGUGGGGCUGGCGUUCGAGCGCAGGGCCCACUCGGGCAUCGACGAUGCCAAGAACCUGGGCGCUCUUAUGUGCACGAUGGUGAGCGAUGGAGCGCUCUUCUCGAUCACCAAAGACCUGACGCCAUAUCAGCAGCUCAACGCCAACUGCAUAUUGUGAGCUCGUCCAGCAGCCAAUCCCUCCAAGAACACAACGCAGAAUAUCCACUUAGUUACUGGAUUUUAUUUAAUUAUUAAUAUUUCAAACGACAGAUAGAUAUGAUUGGUACCAUAAUGUGUGUAGACCUGAGAGCUAAAGAUAUUGAUUGAAAUUUAAAA
Drosophila ananassae is the source of this 905-nucleotide messenger RNA. RefSeq names its product ERI1 exoribonuclease 2. Lineage: Eukaryota; Metazoa; Arthropoda; Insecta; Diptera; Drosophilidae. Bases 1 to 747 code for a protein of 248 amino acids. Gene Ontology annotation, molecular function: zinc ion binding; 3'-5'-RNA exonuclease activity; nucleic acid binding. The record is from RefSeq and is a predicted model, not a curated record. Gene Ontology annotation, biological process: exonucleolytic trimming to generate mature 3'-end of 5.8S rRNA from tricistronic rRNA transcript (SSU-rRNA, 5.8S rRNA, LSU-rRNA). The transcript is spliced from 2 exons.